ACAUGACUACCGACACCGCCGCUCCGACGAGCCGGAGCAUCACGGGAGUUGUAGUCCCGCUCGCGCUAGCCAGUUCGAGAAGGCGAGGCCUCACCAAAAUACAACUCCCAUCUCGACCCUCGCACGCCGAGCCCCGUCGUCCAAUCUGAAUAUGUGGGAGGAGCGCGUCCGCCCACAAAAGCCACAGCUAUCUCCCUGUAUCCCCCCCUUAAAAAAAUCAAUUGUGCACGAAAAAAAGGGGAACACGCUUAAAAUACCAACACAGGUGACGGUUUGUUUUCGGCGCGCGACGGACAGCGACGAGGCGUCCCCGCGUCGUGCGGCGUGAGAAACAGCGGUGACAGGCAGGAGCUGCGAGGAGGGUGUUGUCCUGAUGCUUAAAUGGAAGUGGGUGGGCCUCUACGGUCACACACUGCCAACUUCUCUGUGGAUAUCACUCUGACAAGCGCCAAUUUGCUCGUUUAUGGACUGUCUAUCCGGUAAAGGAGUCAUACGACGGAUCUGUGAGGUGUCCGGCGGACCGGGGACGGUCACCGCUCUCUCUGUUAUUUCCGUUAUUUGGGGCUGUUUGAUUGUUCCUGCGCUUGGCACCGCCCUUCCUGGCCGGUGGGUGGUUUCGUCAAACGGGCAGAUCCGCCACGGCUCAGAGCCGAACAUAUAGGCCGUCCUCCGCCUGUGUACCCGGCCGGCCUUCUACCGUGAACUACACCCUCUCCCUCUCGGUAUAUUAAUGCGUUAUGAGUGACUCGAAGAAGGAAUCAUCUGGAACUGAAGGAGGGAAAGCAUCUAAAAGGGGGAAAAGUUCUGGAUCACAGGAUUCUUCUCAGCCCUCUCCAUUGGCUCUGCUAGCAGCCACCUGCAGUAAGAUCGGAGGGCAGGGGGGAGCAGAGGGGGCACAGGCCCAAGCAGGGGCCCAGCAGAUCCAGGUCCAGGCUGGUCAGAUCCAGUUGCAGGCGGGACAGAUCCAGGGUCAAAUAGUGGUGGACACGGCUGGGGGUCAGGCCUUAGUGCCCCAGCAGCUAGAACUGGUCCCGGCACAGUUCACAGGGAACGGCUGGCAGAUCAUUACAGCAGCGCCUACUAUGGCCAAGGAGAACACCAGUCAACCUGUUGCUGUGACCGUGGCCACCACCUUGGCUAAUGACAGCUCACCUGGUGGACGUAAGGUAAAGGCAGUAGGUGGGACCAACAGUGUCGCAGCCAAUCAGCAGCAGCAAUUUCAGAUCAUCCAGGUUCAGAACCUGCCCAAUGCUGGAGCAGGAGUCCAGUAUCAGGUCAUCCCGCACUUGCAGACUGCAGAUGGACAGCAGAUCCACAUCAGCCCUCAAACAGCCUCCAUCGGGGCCGUUCCCGAGCAGGUUCAGCUCAUCCAGACUCCGAGUUCGGGCCAGACCCAAGCUAUCAUUCAACCCACCAACCAGCAGGCCAUCCUGACGAGUACAGCCAAUCAGACGGUUCCACUGCAGAUCCGUCCUGCGCAGUCAUUCCCACUUCAGCUGCAGACUCUGCAAGGCUCCCAAACUCCUGUCAUGACCACAGUACCUAUAAACCUUGGUGGCAUGACCCUGGCUUUGCCUGUGAUCAAUAAUGUUGGAGGGGGUGGAGCUGUGCAGCUUAUCCAAUCAGCAGAUGGCACAUUCUCUGUUGCUAAUGGCAACCAGCUGGUGACAACAGCUGUGUCAGGGGCGGCUCCUACCACAGCUGCAGCUGGAUCAACAACAGCAGUAGCCGAAGGCGACAGUGUGCCUGAUGGGGCUCAAGUGGUUUCAGCUGGAUCAGAGGGCGUAUCAGCUGACGCCCAAGUGCAGAGCAGCGAGGCAGACUCUCAAAGCCAGAAUCAGACCAACGGGCUACAGAACCAGACAGACACACCUGGAGCCAUUCAGCAGGUGAUUGUGGGCCAAGUGGGGCACCAGUUGGUGCAGCAGAUCCAGCUGCAGCCCCAGGCUCAGAGUCAGGGUCAGGCACAGGGCCAACAGCAACCUCAGCACAUUCAGACCCUACAGCUGGCUCCAGGACAGACCCUGCAGCCCAUCCAGGCCUUCCCGAACUCUGCCCAGGUCCUUAUUCGUACCCCAACCCUAUCACCCUCUGGGCAGCUCACCUGGCAAACGCUGCAGCUACCCGGUGGAGUCUCCCUGCAGGGUGGUCUCGGGACAGCUGUGCCACAGCAGCUGACGCUGGCUCCGGUGGCUGGUGGGACUGCAGUUGGAAGUGGGGGGCUGGUCUCUCUUAGUGGAGCUCCCUUGACGCUGAGUGCAGCCCAGAUAAACCCCGGGUCAGGUGUGCAGACGGUCAGCAUUGCAGGACUGAGCACAGCUGGGGUCCAGGUGCAGGGCGUACCUCUCACUAUUACUGGUCUACAGGGUCAACCACAGGGUCAGGAUGGGGUCAAAGUUCAGUCGUCUCCGGUGACUGUCACUGUGGGCAAUGUUGCAUCAGGCUCGUCAAUGAGUCCAGACCAGCUGAGCUCCGUGCAAAGUUCUUCAGACCAGGAGGGACCGCCCAGCAAGAGGCUUCGACGUGUUGCCUGCUCUUGUCCAAACUGCAGGGAUGGAGAGGGAAGGAACAGCGGGGAUCCCACAAAGAAAAAGCAGCACAUCUGCCACAUGGAGGGCUGUGGGAAGGUCUAUGGAAAGACAUCCCACCUACGGGCCCACCUGCGCUGGCACACCGGUGAGAGGCCGUUUGUCUGUAACUGGAUCUUCUGUGGCAAGAGGUUCACCCGGAGCGACGAGCUGCAGAGACACCGGAGAACACACACAGGAGAAAAGCGCUUUGAGUGUCCCGAAUGCUCCAAGCGCUUCAUGCGCAGCGACCACCUCUCGAAGCACAUCAAGACCCACCAGAACAAGAAGAGCAGCGCCGCGGUGGCAAUCAUCACGACCGAUGACAUGGAGGAAGACACUCCUGAGGACCUCGUCGCCUCCCCGCAGAUUGUCGCCGUAGCAACACUGUCACGUGACUCUGACCCCGCUACGCCGACCACCUCCAAUCACCUGGAGGAAGAGGAGGAGGAAGAGGAGGAGUUUGAGUAGGCGCCUGCCUCCCGUCCCUUCGCUGGAAGGCUGGCUUCCUGUUUUUUUGGAGGUCUUUGCAAGGACUGUAAGGGGUUACUUUUCUCUUUUUUUUUUCUUCCUUUGUUUUUUAUCUCAAAUUUGACCUUAUUUUGAAAGGGUUCGCUCACGAAGAGACUCUAAAGGGACGGACAGGGAUCCAUGCGAUGAAGGGAAACCUGAAAAAUAUAAACAGUCUAAAUAAAACAAAACUAACGCGUAUAAUAACAAAAGAAAGAAAUUUAGAGUGUAUCAAAGAUUAGUUUGGCAUUUAUAAAAAUUUAAUCUAUUAAUAAUUUCAGGUGUGGCGGGGAAGGGAAUGUACGCAGAUUAGCACAAGACAGGGGACCUGCUGAAUUUGAAACCACCCGACACUGAGAGACAUUUUCCUAAUCACAACAGAACUCUAUGCACAAAAGUUGUGUUCCUGCUUCACACCUGUCAGGCAGUGCUGAGGGUCAAUCAAGGUACAGAGCUGUUGCAGAUCAGUGACAGAACAGGGGCAGUAUUGGGAAGGGGGUGGGUGUAAAUGUGAGCUGUGUGAAUGAGUGUGUACUCCCAUGCUGUCCUGCAGAGGAUCUACCUAAUUUGAGUUUUUAUUCAUAGUUCAGGUUUAAGUCCUCAGAUCAGAUUCAGGUGUUUGAUUCUUUUGCGAUCAGAUGACGAAUAUAGGGGGAUAAUUCUAAGAAAAGAAAAAAAACAAGAAGAGUAGGGGAGGAAAAAAAGCACAUAUAAAAAAAGAUUUAUAAAAUGCAUUCCUAUUGAGGCACAGUGGCCAUUAGAAAAAAAAGGGUUUCUAUAGAGAAAAACAAUCUAGCUUUCUACAACUUUGUUUGUGUAGUGAAAGCAAUACUGUAACAAUGACAAUCCUAGUGAAACCAUGUUUACAUUGUCAGGGGAAGUUUUCUCUUGUUAAUACAACAAGCCAGUUCGAUUAAGGGAGGCGUCGAGAAGCAGCGCCGUAGUCCGGAUGACCUGGUACCACAGGGUGGCUUUGACAUCACGGCUGCACACUUCACGCCGCCACGCAUUUGAAGGUUUUACAACAUCAAACGAAACAACACGGCACGGUCGGCGUAACUGUGGUGACAGCGUUGCUUUCUUUUCUUUUCUUUUCAAAUUUUUUUUGCUUUCUGUGCUCUGGUGACCGCCCCUCUAAACCUCUAAAUCCCCCACCCCGCUACAUGACCGAUGUACCACAAUUGCCUUAACACAAGCUGUCGUACAGAGUUAUCUCCGGAGUGAGCCGGACGGAGUCAGAGGGGAGCUCUCCGGACUUGUAAGAGGGUGACGCAGAGGGCAAACCAAAGCACAGGCAGGUAUAUACAUAAGACGGAGCUGUUGGGUGGGAGUCGGUCAGGCCGUUUAGCUACGUGGAUAUUACGAAAUGUUUUCUGGUGGUGUUUCUCUGUGUUAGUUCAGUGCGUAUAUUCAUUUUAAAUUAAAAAAAAUAAUAAUAAGAUGCUUUUAUUUGAUAAAAUUUAUAAAUUCUUUUAACUCCCCCACCCCUCCUUAAGUAUGUUAACACACAGGACCCCCACUGUGUAUGGCUAAUUUAUUAUUUAUCCUUGAUUUGUAAUAUUUGCCUUUUUGCUGGAGUUGUAUUUGUGUGCGUUGACUCUGAGGUUGUGUACAGCAUGUUUCAGUUCUUUGCCGUAGUGCUGCUUCUCUCUUCUUUAUUCUCUGUGCUUCAGGUUUUUUUUUCGUUUUUUUUCUUUCUACGUCUGACCAUCGCUGUUCAUUUCUUCUUCUGUUUUUUUUCUCUCUGCGCCAUAACGUGUUUUUGGAGAAAAAAAAUCAACAAACAAAGAAGAAGAAAGCAAAAAAAAAAAAAAAAAAGAAAAAGAGAAAAAAGGAAGAAAAAAAAUAAAGUUACUAUUGUUUAAAGCUGAAAAAGGUUGAUACCAAACAAAUUUAGAUGUUUUUUGGUAAUAUUUUGUGUGACGACUUCUCUUUUUUUUUCUUUCUUUGAUAUUUUGUAGUGACAUCUCAUUUGUAAAUCUUUUUCUAAAGAUGUUUGUUCGUCUCCAUGACAUUUGAUAAUGGGUUUUUUGGCAGGUCAGCCUCAAAGGCUCCAGUUUAUUGAUAUUUUUAAAACUGGUUUGUACAAAUGUGUUAUGUCAACAAAAAACAAAAAAAGGGAAAAAAAAAAUUACAAGCAGAAAAGAUGCUUUGCCUGCAUAACACUUGACAAUAAAGUGAUUCUUAAAGUGAG
Messenger RNA from Oreochromis niloticus (Nile tilapia), 5271 nucleotides. It is a transcript of the gene sp4, whose product is annotated as sp4 transcription factor. Lineage: Eukaryota; Metazoa; Chordata; Actinopteri; Cichliformes; Cichlidae. Gene Ontology annotation, molecular function: RNA polymerase II cis-regulatory region sequence-specific DNA binding; DNA-binding transcription factor activity, RNA polymerase II-specific. Gene Ontology annotation, biological process: regulation of transcription by RNA polymerase II. The record is from RefSeq and is a predicted model, not a curated record. The transcript is spliced from 7 exons. Bases 738 to 3038 code for a protein of 766 amino acids.